This is a messenger RNA of Dreissena polymorpha, 3185 nucleotides long. RefSeq names its product histone-lysine N-methyltransferase, H3 lysine-79 specific-like. Lineage: Eukaryota; Metazoa; Mollusca; Bivalvia; Myida; Dreissenidae. Gene Ontology annotation, cellular component: nucleus. The record is from RefSeq and is a predicted model, not a curated record. The transcript has 22 exons. Gene Ontology annotation, biological process: DNA repair; DNA damage checkpoint signaling; regulation of transcription regulatory region DNA binding. The coding region runs from base 178 to 3168 and encodes 996 amino acids. Gene Ontology annotation, molecular function: histone H3K79 methyltransferase activity.
GUAUCCAAUCGUCUUGUUGAACUUUCGUGACGUGUGCUUAGGCAUUUCCCAAACGGUGUGGGCACGGAGGGACGGACCAAGAAUGUAGGUCAAAAGUUAACCUUUUCAAAUGGAUAAUAUUUAAGCGAUCGCGAAAGUUUCAACUGGCAUACAAUCGGGAAUUAAGUAGGAAUAAACAUGAAGCAGACCUUUAAGCUACACAGUCCAGUGGGGUCGGAGCCUAUCACUUACACAUGGCCUAUACCCUCGUCAGAUGAUAAAGACGGUGCACAGGAAAUUAUUGACACAAUUAAGUUGGUUAGUGUGGACAUUCCAGAAUUGGGGCAGGCAUUAAGCAAGAACAUUCUGAGCAACUAUGACACCACAAGUUUUGAGAGCAUGAAGAGCCUAUGUGAGAAGUACAACCGAGCUAUUGACAGUAUACACCAAUUGUGGAAAGGGACAUCAAAACUAGCAAACCUUACCAACACGAAGGCAUCCACUCCAUUGUUAAAGCACAUUCUACAGCAGUGCUAUGAUCAUGCUGUUCAAGAUCCAGAGAAACUCAAUCAGUAUGAACCAUUCUCGCCCGAGGUUUAUGGAGAGACAUCGUUCGAGUUGGUGGAUCAGAUAGUAAAGUCUAUCAACUUUUCUGAGGAUGAUUACUUCAUUGAUUUGGGAAGUGGUGUGGGGCAGGUGGUUUUGCAGGUUGCAGCGUGUACAACUUGUAAAGUCUGCUAUGGCAUUGAGAAGGCAGAGUGGCCUGCAGCCUAUGCAGAGUUGAUGAUCAAACAGUUCAAACGCUGGAUGAAGUGGUAUGGGAAAAAAUACAGCAAUUUCCUGCUGGAAAAAGGGGACUUUCUCUCUGAUGACACAAAAGAAAGGAUCAACAGUGCCACUGUCAUUUUUGUGAACAACUUUGCAUUUGGACCUCAAGUGGACCACCAGCUGAAACUUAGAUUUGCUAAUAUGAGGGAAGGCGCUAAGAUUGUCUCAUCAAAGGCCUUCUGUCCCCUCAACUUCAGAAUCACUGACAGAAAUCUAAGUGAUAUUGGAGCUAUUAUGCAUGUCACAGAGAUGUCACCAUUGCGUGGAGCAGUUUCAUGGACGUGUAAUCCAGUCACAUAUUUCCUUCAUGUUGUAGAUAGAACUAUGUUAGAAAAGUACUUCCUUAGAAUGAGAAAUCCUGGUAAAAAGACUGAUGAUGAGGCUCCGAUCAGCUCAACCCGUCGUGACAGACGUGGUAGGCUUGUACCCUCUAUUGCCUCUGCAGUCCAGAAGAAUAAUAACCAGGAUCUGAAAUCCAGUGACAAAAGUUCUGACAGUUCUUCAUUUAAAGCAGCAAAGCUCCUUGACUUCGAUUCAGCCAGUAAUACUAGUUGUGAAAUGACUGGUUACACGGGGGAUUUUCAGGUAUUUGGCCCCACAACACGUCGCAAAUGGUCCGAAUGGAUAUCUCAACCACCUCUGUCUCGUUCUUCCCAAAAGGGGACAUUUACUUCCAUCAGUGACACAGAAAAUGAUGAUUACAGUAUGGUUAGAGCAAGAAGAAAUGCAGCUAAUGACGAGAUGAAAAAGCACGUUGCCAAAGUUCUUUCUCAAGAAAAAGAGGCUGCAACAGAGGAACUAGGGUCAAAUAUGCAUUUAAAGUCCGGCAAUUAUCAUCAAACGGCUGACAUUGUGGAAUCAUUUAUCUCAAAAGAACGACGAGCCCACUCGAUGGCUAAACAGAAAAUUCGAAUGGAAUUGCAUGCUAAUUUAAUGUCAGAUGACAUUGAAGAAUUUGAAAGUCACCUAGUUAAUAGACGUCGACCUAGAAAGGUUUUGUCUGCUUUGAAAACAAAAGCAAUUGCCAAAAGCAAAAAUCGUGACAAGGUUCUUGCACUGGACAGCCUUAACCUGCUCCACAAUCACACCCUGUUGUCUACCUCUUCUGCAGUCUCCUCUAUGAUGAAGUCCAACUACAAUGAGCCAAGCAUGACGGCCAUGUCUAAUUCGUACUUCAAGCCUUCGUUGCAACCCCAGUCUAUCUCUGCCAUCACCAGUCUAGACAUGGCUCCAGCCUUGCACAAGUUCAUGGAUUCUAUGAAGCAACAAUACAUACAGUUUGUGCUACUUAUGCAAUCAACCGAGUAUAAAGAAAAUGUGGAGAAUCUCAUUGAAAAAGAACGGCUUCAUCAUUUGGACUUGUGCAUAGAAGCGGAAAGAUUAGAGAACCAAAUACAACAGCUGCUAGUAGACAGCCUGGGUCAAUUAGAUGCUCGAUUGAAAGAGGUGAGUAUAGAUGCAAAGUCUCCAUCAGAGUUCAUCAGCCAGGCUCGGGCAAUACUUACCAGACAGAAUGAGUUGGAGGCAAUGGCAAGCAGCCUGCAGGGAGAGGUGGAGCAGUUAGAGAGUCAACGUCACACUCUGAUUGUUCACCAACCAGAGACUCAGGAAUUUAUUUUAAAUCAAGAUGAGUCAUUCAUGAAGAAACAACAGCUCACAUCACAGGCUCAACAAACUCAGGUUUCCCAUCUCGGUGACCAUUUACAGUAUACUUCAACUCAGGAAACUGAAAGCAAGGCUGAACAGAAACAACAUUUAAUGGGGGAUAGUCCUGGCAAUAUUUACUCUUCUGAAACAACUUCUGCAAGAAACGGUCAGAAACGAGGUUGCUCAGCUACUAAAGGAAGAAAAACCCUAUCUAGAAAUACUUUUGUUCAUGAAAAUACUCUACUAGUCGGUGCAAAUAAUUUAUCAAUUCGUAAACUGUUGGAAAAUACAGGGUCUGAUAUGUGUGUUAAAUCAGCUGAUUGUGGUACCAGCAAAGUAAAACGGAAUGGACAUUUAAAUGACCUCUCUCUGGAAAAUGAUCUCAAAUAUAGACCCAGUUUGCCUAUAAGCAUUCCAUUAGACUGUCUCCCAGGGAACAAUGUACAAAGAGUAAGCAAACCCCAACAGAUAAAUAGUGAUGAAGGCAAGAAAGGCCCUCCAGUAAAUGAUCAUAAGACAUCAGAAUCACCUUCCAUUGUUGGAACUCAGGGUCCAUUGAAAAUGUUGAAUUCAUCUGUAGACCAUUCAGAAUUCCAAAGUAACAUUUCUGCCUGGACAUUGUCCAACUUCAUAGCCAGCUCUCCAUCCAUUGUCACAUCAAGUAAUAUAAAUAUGGAAAAGAUGGUUAUUCCAAAAAGCAUGUGCAUGUGCUAAAUGGAAAUGAUUCCAGU